Molecule: messenger RNA, 1676 nt
Organism: Misgurnus anguillicaudatus (oriental weatherfish)
Lineage: Eukaryota; Metazoa; Chordata; Actinopteri; Cypriniformes; Cobitidae
Source: RefSeq, a predicted model, not a curated record
GAGCAGGCCCGCAUGAACAAUGUGAUAGUUAAGCUCGGACUGUCACUGGAUCAUCAAGAUGAAAAUCAUUUGUGUUGUUUUUCUGCUUUUAUUAGAUCUAUCAAACUGCUUUGCACAGUCAGAAGGAAACUUUGUGAUGUAUAGUGUGCAUUAUAACCAAUGCAUGACAAACAACCUGGAGCAGCUUUCAGUCUGUGACCCACACGCUGACUCACAACAGUUUCGCUGGAUUUCAAAGGAUCGCAUUUUAAACAUUUACACAAAGAAAUGCCUUGGUGUUGGUAGUAAGACUGUGGGUAAAAUGCUGCAGUGGUUGAUGUGUGAAGAUGACAAUGUUUUGCAGAAGUGGGAAUGCAAGAGCGAUUUAUUGCUUCGACUAAAGAAUGAAUCUCUGUAUCUUGCUGUAAAUGAUAAUGGUGUGCCACUCAUCUCUAAAGACACUGGGACAAAGAGUCAAUGGACAAUUCAUGGUACACAGAACAACAUUUGCUCUCGGCCUUAUGAAGAAUUAUACACAAUUCAUGGAAAUGCACAUGGCCGUCCAUGCCACUUUCCUUUCAAAUAUGGGGAUAAAUGGUAUGCAGAUUGUACCAAAACUAAUGGCGUUCAUAUAUGGUGUGCAGUUGAGUCUGACUACAGUGUUAACGAGCUGUGGGGCUACUGUCCAACACGUGAGAUUCACUAUAGAGUAUGGGGGAAAAAUCCUCUAACAAACUUCCAUUACCAAAUGAAUGAUGAGUCAAAACUGACAUGGCAUGAAGCAAACAAGAGCUGCCAGCAGCAGGGUGCAGAGCUUCUAAGUGUUUCUGAACUUUAUGAAUACAUCUUUGUAUCAGGAAUGAUUGUGAAGAGACAAGGUUUUCUAUGGACAGGACUUAACAAAGUAGAUGGGUGCAGUGGGCAGCAGAUGAGAAAUGGAAACCCAGAAACAAAACCAGAUGACAUUUGUAGUGUCAUAUCCUCUUCAGAUUUUGAAAUGAUGGAUAGACCUUGUUCAGAAAAGCGUGGAUACAUCUGCCAAAAAGGCCUCUCUGUCUUCACUGAUCCACCUGCAACUUCCAUGAAAAGAUUCAACUUCUGUAUAAAGAUUUAGCCAGUGAAGAAGGAAUCCAGGCCCUCAAAGGCUUGCCAUUAUAUCAAAUAAGAUAAUAGACAAACAAAAAGCAAAGUAAUAUCCAGUGUAAUCUGCAACAUUUACAUUUAUGCAUUUGGCAGACGCUUUUUAAGCUAUACAUUUAAUCAGUCUGUGUGUUCCCUGAGAUCUAACCAACAUCCCUUUGUGCUGCUAUCACAAUUCUUUACCAACUGAGUUAUAGACCAUCUAUUUUUCUUAAUUAAAAAGUUAAUUAAAAUGAUUUGAUAUUUGUCUUAAUCAGUAUUCAACUAGUAUGAACAUACAUUGUUUGUACAAGUGUUCGUAAUACAUGCCUCUGACAUUUUGUUGGGAUCAAACAGUCAACCAAAAGACAACAUACUGUAUGCUGGGAGAAAGCAUUUCCACUUUCCAUGUUGAAGACCAGCAAACCAGCAUCCCGUUAAGUCUGUAUGUAAAUUAAAGACGAUUUUAGAUCAAAUAUGUGUAUGUAUCAUCUUUUUUGUUCCAAAUACAACUUGCUAAAUACUAACCAUCUUGCCAACAAACACAACUGCGGUAGUUCCACUGUCAUAACCACAUG